AUGGUAACUAUCGUUGAUCUAUUGUCGAGAAAUGCAACGCUAACAUUUAGACAAAAGGACAAUAUCGAGAACUCGAAUUCGUACAAAGACCACGCCUUUCCCCAAAUCAAAACCAGACACAUCGAACCCUCCGUUCAAGACCACGGUGUCACAAAGGCCCGCAAAGACGCAUUGCAAACACUGGAAGUCUACCGCGCGUUUAUUCUGAUUCUUGAACUCACCCGCAUGCGCAAAUCUCGCGCUGGCUUUGCGUAUGUUGCAGGGUUCUGGGAAUGGUCGUUCAUCCGUUCAUCGGCUCGUCCCUUGGUCUACUUGGUCUCCAUCGCUCGUUCUGGAAUAGACAGGAUUUUCCGAGAGACAGUAAAAGAGCUUUAUUCUCUUUUGUGGCAGACUCAGAUCGCCAUCCUAGCCGCAGAGACGGAGGCAGAAAUUGCAACAUUGCUAAAUCAGUUCGAAGUCAACGCGGCUGUCCGCACGCACCGCAGAAGAGCACGAGCUCAGGCUCUCAUUCGAAAGUUGAGAAGCGGCAUCUUGUCCGCCUCGAUCUGGCUGUGCGACCAGCAGUUUGAGGAUCUCAAGCGCGCAGCCUUUGCCUUGGACGGGAAUUGCGAUUACCAUCCAGGCGAUCCUAAACUAGAAGCAGUAGAUCAAUUCAACAGUCGGCGACCUGAGCAGCCACUGAACACUAUGGGUUCCAUCGCAGCUGGCCGUACUAUCUUUCACACUAUAUGCUCCGCCUCAGAUUCUAACCAGGAGAUUUCAAGAAUAAUAUACUUCUAUCGGCCCCUCCGCAAUGGCGACAGAAUCAUGGGCUGGGUUGGAACCGAGCAGGGGUACAUCCCAUUGGUGGCACACGAGCCGGAAGGAAUUCCGAAUGAUGGCAUAUGA
Molecule: messenger RNA, 888 nt
Organism: Rasamsonia emersonii CBS 393.64
Lineage: Eukaryota; Fungi; Ascomycota; Eurotiomycetes; Eurotiales; Trichocomaceae
Exons: 1
Coding region: 1-888 (295 amino acids)
Source: RefSeq, a predicted model, not a curated record